AUGCCUCGCUCGAAGCCGCCGAAGGCUGCCCCGAGCCGCACCGAGGUUACUGCAGGCGCAAAAAAGAAUUCUCCGUCAAAGAAACAUCGGUCAAUGGACGACUUUGUAAUGACCAUCUCCGACUCAGAUGAGGACGUUCCGGACCUCGACUCAGACGACUCCGACGUCGAAACUGCUAGUAAGGAUAAACCCACUACACCCGAGGCUGUUGAGGUUUCUAAGCGCGGGAAGAAGCAUAAGAGACUUGUUGCUAGGGACGAGGGAGAGAACAAAAAGAAGCAUGAUGGAGGGCUUGAUUCGGAUUUCGAGUUUAUGGGCGGUGGGGAGGAGGGCGGUGUUGGGGAGUACGAUGGGUGGGGGUUUGAAGGUGCCCGGGAGGCGAUGAGGAAUGGGAAACGGGGAGUUGAUGUUGAUGAUAUUAUCCGGAGGAGAAGGGGUGAGGAGGAGGUGGAGGAAACUGGGGAGGAGGAAGAGGAGGUGGAGUUUGCCGGGUUUGGAUCCGAUGAUGAGGAUCUUGCGCUGGAUGGGUUUGGGAUGGGUGCUGUGGGAGAGGGUUCGGAUACGGAGGAUCAAUCUGGGUCUGGGAAGGAUUUGUAUGGAGAUGAGGAGGAUGAGGAGAAGGUGAGACAAGGGGAAGAUUCAGAAGAUGAGUCGGUGGUUUCGAUAGUUCCCCACCCCGAAGACCAGGUCUCCUCCGACAACCAUUCGGAAGAGGAAGAUGCCCAGGAGGUUGCUAAGAAAGCUGCAUUCUUCGCCCCGGAGGAGGAAGAUGUUAGUGUUAAGGGCAGUGCCACUGCCAGCUUCCAGCAGAUGAACCUCUCCCGUCCGAUCCUUCGUGGUCUCGCGAAUAUCGGAUUCAAUACUCCAACGCUGAUCCAGGAGAAGACAAUUCCAGUUGCGCUGUUGGGUAAAGACGUUGUGGGAGGUGCAGUCACUGGAUCCGGUAAAACCGCAGCGUUCAUAGUCCCAAUUCUCGAGCGUUUGCUCUUUCGCCCGAAAAAAGUCCCGAUCUCCCGAGUUGUCAUUCUCUGUCCGACCCGUGAGUUGGCGAUGCAAGCGCACAGCGUCGCGAUGAAACUAGCUGCAUACACGGAUAUCAAAUUCGCCCUGGCGGUCGGAGGCCUCUCCCUAAAAGUCCAGGAAGCCGAUCUCAAAAAGCGUCCCGACGUGAUAAUUGCCACGCCCGGCCGUUUCAUCGACCACAUGCGCAACUCCCAGGGCUUCUCGGUCGAGAGCAUUGAGAUAGUGGUAAUGGACGAAGCAGACCGCAUGCUCGAGGACGGAUUCGCCGACGAACUUGACGAGAUCAUAAAUGCUAUUCCCCAAAGCAGGCAGACGAUGUUGUUCUCUGCUACCAUGACCGAUAGCGUUGACAAGCUUAUUCGGCUUUCCCUGCAGAGGCCUGUCAGAAUUAUGGUCGAUACGAAGCUUAGCACUGUCAAGACACUCGUGCAGGAGUUUAUCAGGAUCAGACCGCAGAGGGAGUAUCUUCGUCUUGCCAUGUUGGUGUUUAUAUGCAGGGAAUAUUUCACAGCGAGGACUAUCGUGUUCUUCCGGAGCAAAGUUUUCGCGCAUAGGGUGAGGAUUGUGUUUGGCCUUUUUGGACUCAAGGCGGCAGAGCUACAUGGGAGUUUGAGCCAGGAGCAGGUGAGCCCAUACUUUUUUAUCCUUCUAUAAAUCUUGUGCUAAUCUAGUAAUGCAUAACAGCGUGUUAGAGCGGUUGAAACUUUCCGUGACGGGAAGGCAGAUUUCCUCUUGGCCACCGACCUUGCUUCCCGUGGUCUAGAUAUCAAAGGUGUAGACGUAGUAAUAAACUACGAAGCCCCCCAAUCCCACGAAAUUUACCUCCACAGGGUAGGCCGUACAGCUCGUGCCGGUCGCCAAGGUCGCGCGGUGACACUAGCGGCAGAGGCAGACCGCAAAGUCGUUAAAGCCGCCGUCAGGACCGCUCAAUCCCAAUCCGCCAAGGUCGUCUCCCGGAUCCUAGACGUGGAUAAGGUCGAUGCGCUAGGUGGGGAGAUUAAGAAACUAGACGGCGAGAUCGAAGAGAUUCUCAGGGAAGAGAAGGAGGAGAAGCAGCUGCAGUCUGCGGAAUUGCAAUUGCGCAAAGGUGAGAAUCUGAUCAAGCAUGAGGACGAGAUCAAGAGUCGGCCGAAGAGGACCUGGUUCGAGACACAGAGGGAGAAGGACUUGCGCGAGAAAGUCAGUAAGGCGCAGUUGAAUGGGUUGGAGUUUCCCGAGAAGAAGGUUAAGCUGAGCAAUAAGAAGAGGAAGAAGUUGGAGGGGAGGGGGGAGGCUGAGGAAGGGAGGGUCUACAAGAAGACCAAGGCGGAUAGGACCUCUAAGGGGAGUGGUGGGGGGAAGAGGGGCGCUGUGAAGGUAAAAGGAAAGGGUGGGAAGAAGUUUGGACAGAAAAUGUUGAGAGGGAAAGGCAAAAGCAAGUGA
Messenger RNA from Tuber aestivum (summer truffle), 2445 nucleotides. NCBI's taxonomy places the organism in Eukaryota, Fungi, Ascomycota, Pezizomycetes, Pezizales, Tuberaceae. The record is from the annotation of a GenBank genome assembly.